This is a messenger RNA of Aspergillus calidoustus, 1461 nucleotides long. The record is from the annotation of a GenBank genome assembly. NCBI's taxonomy places the organism in Eukaryota, Fungi, Ascomycota, Eurotiomycetes, Eurotiales, Aspergillaceae.
AUGACGGAUUAUGACGUCGUCAUUGUUGGGGCUGGUAUAUCCGGCAUCAACAGCGCAUACAGAAUCCAGACCCAGCUUCCACACCUUCGCUAUACAAUCUUAGAAGCUAGAGACAACCUUGGGGGCACUUGGGAUUUGUUCAAGUACCCCGGAAUCCGCAGCGAUAGUGAUUUAUACACGUUCGGAUUCUCCUGGAAGCCCUGGGAUCGAGAUGUUGCCAUUGCAGAGGGAGGCGCCAUAGUCGACUACCUCAAGAGCACGACUGAGCAGUUCGGUAUUGCGGACCGCAUUCAAUAUAAGCAGCGUUUGCGUGGCGCCGACUGGUCAUCCACCGACAACACCUGGUCAUUGUCCGUGGAAAACACGGCCGACGAGCAGAUGAGAGUCAUCUCAGCCCGCUUCAUCAUCUUCGGCACAGGCUACUACGACUACCACACGCCCCUCAAGGCCGAUAUUCCCGGGCUGGACCAGUUCACCGGUCAAAUUGUGCACCCCCAGUUCUGGCCGGAAGACUUGGACUACUCAAACAAGCGCAUUGUCAUCGUUGGAAGCGGUGCCACGGCAAUUACUCUGCUUCCAAAUCUUGUCGAAAAGGCCCAACAUGUCACUAUGCUUCAGCGCAGUCCUACAUACAUUCUUCCCUUGCCCAACCGCAAACCUCUUCUCAGCUACCUCCUGCCGGCGUUCAUUGCGCGUCCCCUAAUCCGCAUCAGCUGGAUGCUUUCGUCUCGAUUCUUCUUCCUUUUCUGUCAGGCCUUCCCCUGGAUUGCUCGUUUGAUCCUCCGUCUUGCUGCAACCCAUCGUCUCCCCAAGAGCGUACCAUGGGAUCCCCAUUUCCGGCCGAGCUACAACCCGUGGGACCAGCGGCUUUGCGUUUCUCCCGAUGGUGACUUCUACAAGAGCUUCCACACGGGCAAAGCAUCCGUGAAAACAGACACGAUUGCAAACGUCACUCCAAAGGGUAUCCAGCUCAACUCUGGCGAGUUUCUUAACGCAGACAUGAUUGUUCCCGCGACUGGUCUGCGUCUCAGGAUCGCAGGCGGUGCCUCUGUCACCGUUGAUGGCGUUCCUGUGCAGGUCAGCGAGAAGUACAUCUGGCACGGCAUGAUGCUCCAGGAUAUCCCCAACGCCGGCUUCAUCAUCGGCUACACAAACGCCUCCUGGACGCUUGGUGCAGAUGCCACGGCUCUCACUCUGUGCCGACUCCUCAAGGGUCUCGAGAAACGCGGAUACUCAGCCGUCGUACCCCGCCUUGCGCCUGCCAUGGCAGCAAACAUCCAGCCUCGCCGCCUCCUCAACCUCUCCUCUACAUAUGUCACCAAGGCAGAGAAGGAUCUGCCAAAGGCUGCGGACCGUGGUCCUUGGGUGCCGAGAGAUAACUACUUGAGUGACCUGUGGUUUGCGAAAUACGGCAACCUGGACGAGGGAAUGGAGUACCUGGGAGAGAAGAAGACGCAAUGA